This is a messenger RNA of Rhinocladiella mackenziei CBS 650.93, 1092 nucleotides long. RefSeq lists its product as uncharacterized. NCBI's taxonomy places the organism in Eukaryota, Fungi, Ascomycota, Eurotiomycetes, Chaetothyriales, Herpotrichiellaceae. The coding region runs from base 1 to 1092 and encodes 363 amino acids. The record is from RefSeq and is a predicted model, not a curated record. The transcript has 2 exons. Gene Ontology annotation, molecular function: hydrolase activity.
AUGCCGGCUACACUCAGUGACAAGGUCCUGUUGGCCCCAGCACUUUCUUUGGUGCUCACCAAGACCGUUCUUUCGCUGCUUACGAGUCCCUUACGAGGACGGGAUGGUGCACCAACUAUCCAAGAACAUGUCAUGACUAGUGCGUAUCGCAGUAUGUUUGUACAUUUCACCGCCGGUCAAUUGCAACUUAUUCUGGCCCCGUUCCUAGAUAGCUACCGGAAAUGGUGCAAACAGCAAAAACUCCAACCCGAGAUCGUGGAUAUUCCCAAUACGAACACAAAGGGCUUCUGGAUCGGCAGCAAGGAUUCGGCCAAGUAUGUCAUGCUGUACUGCCACGGCGGAGGGUUUGUGAUGCCCGGCAUCCCCCCGCAUUUGGACCUGCUGUUCCGCUGCGUGCAAUGGUCGAACGGCAAGUUAGCAAUCUUCUGCAACGCUUACACAUUGGCCCCUGAGGGAGUGUACCCUCUUCAAAUCGGAGAGUGUGUCGAAGCGCUACGAUAUGUCCUCUCUCUACCUGGGCGGACGCCUGCGACCACGCUUUUAGGAGGCGACUCUGCGGGCGGAAAUCUUGUCCUAGCCAUCCUCAGCCACGUCUCCGGUCACGCGCAUCCCAGCUCAACUCUUGUGAAACCCCUCCAGCUUUCUGAGAAUCUGCAUGGCGCCCUAGCGAUUGCGCCUUGGGUGUCAUCGGACGAGACUAAAUUUAAGUCGAUGAAAGAAUUCUCGAAUCGCGACAUUGUCAAUUCGAAGUGCUCAAAUUACUGGAUUGACGUAUACAAGGGCCGAAAGAAGGACGUGAAAGAUGACUAUUAUAUUGUUCCAGAACUGGCCCCGGCGAGUUGGUGGUCGGAGUCCAAGGUGACCUCUUUUUUGGCCACCGCGGGUGAGCAGGAAGCGCUGCGUGAUGCAAUUAUCAGCUGGGCCGACAAGUUCAAAGAAGGAAGAGGUGAUGACGUGUUGAAGCUGGUCAAGGGGACGAGAGAGGUGCAUGAUGCUCCAUUGACACCAAAAUCGGACGGUGAGUUGGACAAGCUGGGAGACGCGUGUCAAGAGGCAGCUAUCAGAAACUGGAUCAGAUUGAGAUUGGAGUAG